CUAGAAACACUCGUUUUCGCUAUUUCUCGUGAACAUUGUCUCUUACCAUAUUAUCGCUAGCAAUAUCAAACACCGACCUUUUGUUUUUAAGCACUGAUUUUGAUUCUUAUAUCUCAAAAAUUUAACAACUACCGUAGCAAUUUGGAGAUAUUGGCAUAUCUUGUUGCUAGCUUCUCCAUGGAUAGUUCUUCCAAUUCAGUGAUGGAGGAUGAAGUUGAGUCAACAACCUUACAUUCAGCCCCAUCAUUUGCAAUAUACAACAAUCUUCAUGGAGAUGAUGACAUCACCCCUGAAGAAGUUUUGAAGAGAACUGUUUUGGUUGGACAGAGUUUGGAAGCUACAGGCAGUGGUGACUUCAGCUUUGGGAGUAACAAGAUGGAUUUGAUUGAGGAAGGAGAGAAUGAGAAUGAGAAUAAUGAUUGGUCAACUGGGAUUCGGAAUUUGAGUAUUGAGGAGGAAGAUGUUCAGCCAGCUAGUCCCCCCAUGUAUCUGGCAGCAGGGCUUGGGGUUGAUGCUGAUGUAGGAUUUGAUAAAUUUAUCAGCGAUGAUGUAUUUAAUCCCAGUUUGGAAGAAAGUGAGGAUCUUGAAGGGUAUUACAAGCGGAUGGUUGAUGAGUACCCCUGCCACCCUUUGGUUCUCAAAAAGUAUGCUCAGCUUUUACAAUCUAAUGGAGACCUUCAAGGAGCUCAGGAGUACUUUCUUCAGGCUACCGUGGCAGAUCCUAAUGAUGGUGAAAUCUUGAUGCAGUAUGCGAAGCUGGUGUGGGAGAACCAUCAUGACAAGGAUAGAGCAAUGGUCUAUUUUGAACGUGCAGUUCAAGCAGCACCACAAGACAGCAAUGUUCUUGCAGCAUAUACUAGUUUUCUCUGGAAUAUUGAAGAUGAUGAGAAUGAAGAUAGAAAACAUGAAAUUCAGAGUGACAUGGAAAUACAAAAGACUGAACCUGUAAAGCCCUCCAAAGAAGAAAGUGGACAAGUGAUUGAUGCAGCAAAUGUUACAACAGCUAAUUUUGGUGAAGAAAGCAAUGUUGAAGAUUAUUUGAAGAAGAUGGUUGAUGAAAAUCCAAGCAAUCCUCUGUUUCUGAAAAAGUAUGCUCAGUUUCUGUUACAGUCCAAGCGAGAUCUUCAAGCAGCAGAGGAUUACUACUCACGUGCGGUAGUAGCUGAUCCCAGUGAUGGUGAAAUGAUAUCAGAAUAUGCUAAUCUGGUGUGGGAACUUCAUCAUGAUCAGGAAAAAGCUUCUUUUUUGUUUGAGCAAGCAGUUCAGGCUACCCCUGGGGAUAGCAAUGUUCUGGCAGCAUAUACCUGUUUUCUCUGGGAAACAGAUGACGCAGAAAGCUGAAAUUUAAAGGCCGGGGCAUGUUCAAGUGAUCUUCUGCAGGAAAAUGCAAAUUUUCAAGACAGGUUGCUGGAGAUGAUGCUAAUAAAUGCUCGUAGUUACAGGUGAAUAAAGAAACCAUACACAAUCAACACGAGGAAACAGCAAGCUUAGCUCAUCUAGAAUAAAGAAAACCAUAUUUCUUUACUAAUUGCAUUUUUUUGCCGAAAAUUUUCGUUUUCUCCUGAAUAACAUGUAUCUAACUUGCACUAGGACAAGAAUAAUUUGCAAAACUAUUUAUGGUUAUGUUAAAAGCUUAACUAAUUAGAGAUAACCCUUUCCCCUAAUUGGUGAUGCA
Messenger RNA from Glycine soja, 1675 nucleotides. RefSeq lists its product as uncharacterized. Gene Ontology annotation, biological process: RNA processing. The transcript has 6 exons. Gene Ontology annotation, molecular function: protein binding. The coding region runs from base 178 to 1341 and encodes 387 amino acids. Lineage: Eukaryota; Viridiplantae; Streptophyta; Magnoliopsida; Fabales; Fabaceae. The record is from RefSeq and is a predicted model, not a curated record.